UAGCUUCCGGCCGGUCAGAAGGCGGUCCAGAGAAACAGUAGGUUCUAGGGCACUUGCAAAUCCUGAGAGUAGGUGCCAGGAGCUGGCCUUGGAGACUUUUUCUCCUGGUUAUUGCACCCUGGGCCUGUGCUUCAGAUGCUACAGCUGAGUCUGUCCAAGCUGGGACUGGGGCCCAUGGCUGCCUCCCCAUGGCAUCUCCUGCUGCUGGGUGGGACCUCCUGGAUUCUAGCCCGACUUCUGGCCUGGAUCUAUGCCUUAUAUAUCAAGCGCAGCCGCCUUCAUUGCUUCUCUCAGCCCCCUAAACCAAACUGGUUUUGGGGUCACCUGGCCUUGAUGACGAACAAUGAGGAAAGCAUGCAGUUUUUAUCACAUUUGGGCCACUACUUCCGUGACAUCCACCUCCUUUGGAUUGGACCUAUCUACCCUCUCCUGCGGCUCACCCACCCUAAGUUCAUUGCUCCCCUGCUCCAAGCCUCAGCUGCUCUUGCACCCAAGGAGAUGACUCUGUAUGGCUUCCUGAAGCCCUGGCUGGGGGAUGGGCUCCUGAUGAGUGCUGGUGACAAGUGGAGCCGCCACCGCCGUCUCCUGACGCCUGCCUUCCACUUUGACAUCCUGAAGCCCUAUGUGAAGAUUUUUAACCAGAGUGUGAGCAUCAUGCAUGCCAAGUGGCAGCGCCUGGCCUCAGGUGGCAGUGCCCGUCUGGACAUGUUUGAACACAUCAGCCUGAUGACCUUGGACAGCCUGCAGAAAUGCAUCUUCAGCUUCGACAGCAACUGUCAGGAGUCUCCCAGUGAAUACAUUGCCGCCAUCUUAGAGCUCAGCGCCCUGGUAGCAAAAAGGUCCCAGCAGCUCUUCCUGUACCUGGACUUCCUGUACUACCGCACUGCUGAUGGGCGGCGCUUCCUCAAGGCCUGUGACCUGGUGCACAGCGUCACAGAUGCUGUGAUCAGGGAGAGACGCCGCAUCCUCUCUAGCCAAAGUGUUGAUGAGUCCCUCAAGUCCAAGGCUAAGACUAAAACUUUAGACUUUAUUGAUGUUCUCUUGUUGGCCAAGGAUGAGCACGGGAAGGAGCUGUCAGACGAGGACAUCCGAGCAGAGGCUGACACCUUCAUGUUUGGAGGCCAUGACACCACAGCCAGCGGGCUCUCCUGGGUCCUGUACAACCUGGCGAAGCACCCGGAAUACCAGGAGCGCUGCCGGCAGGAAGUGCGGGAGCUCCUGAGGGACCGAGAGCCUGAGGAGAUUGAAUGGGAUGACCUGGCCCAGCUGCCCUUCCUGACCAUGUGCAUCAAGGAGAGCCUGCGGCUGCAUCCCCCAGUUCUAGUUAUCUCCCGAAGCUGCAUCCAGGACAUUGUGCUCCCAGAUGGCCGGGUCAUCCCCAAAGGGACCAUCUGUGUCAUCAGCAUUUUCGGGGUUCACCACAAUCCUUCAGUCUGGCCAGACCCUGAGGUCUACAACCCCUUCCGCUUUGACCCAGAAAACCCACAGAAGAGGUCACCUCUGGCUUUUAUUCCCUUCUCAGCUGGGCCCAGGAACUGCAUAGGACAGACUUUCGCCAUGACGGAGAUGAAGGUGGCGCUGGCGCUAACGCUGCUGCGCUUUCGCAUCCUGCCUGAUGACAAGGAGCCGCGCCGGAAGCCAGAGCUGAUCCUGCGCGCGGAGGGCGGGCUGUGGCUGCGAGUGGAGCCGCUGAGCACAGGCGCGCAGUGA
Messenger RNA from Acomys russatus (golden spiny mouse), 1710 nucleotides. RefSeq names its product cytochrome P450 4F6. Gene Ontology annotation, molecular function: oxidoreductase activity, acting on paired donors, with incorporation or reduction of molecular oxygen; iron ion binding; monooxygenase activity. The record is from RefSeq and is a predicted model, not a curated record. The transcript has 13 exons. The coding region runs from base 136 to 1710 and encodes 524 amino acids. Lineage: Eukaryota; Metazoa; Chordata; Mammalia; Rodentia; Muridae.